AUGCCUGACAUAUGCUUCCAGCUCAGCAAGAAUGCAACAAGUGCAUCAAAGGAUUCCAAGUCCUCCAUCGGAGGACACAUCAUCUCUGGAUACGCAGAUGCCUUCAUCUCCUCGCUCAUGAUGAUCAUCGUGUCCGAGUUGGGUGAUAAAACCUUUUUCAUCGCCGCGAUCAUGGCCAUGAAGCACUCUCGUUGGAUUGUUUUCUCUGGAGCCAUAGCUGCGCUCGCCUUGAUGACUGUCCUUUCAUCUGCAUUCGGAUACCUUUUGCCGAACAUACUUCCCAGGGCAUACACGCACUAUGCCUCGAUUGUUCUCUUCAUCAUCUUCGGAGCGAGACUCUUGAAGGAAGGGCUCGAGAUGGAGUCAGGGAAAGUCUCCGAGGAGCUGGAAGAGUUGGAAAGAAAACAGAUGUCGAGACUGCUGGUGUGCGAUGUUGCUUUGCGAUUUUUCCCUGACGCCGUUGAUGUAGACGGGAACAAUCAAAGCAAUGACAACGUUUCCUUUACCAACGGGAUUUUGUGGCAGUCUUUCAUCUUGACCUUCCUUGCUGAGUGGGGCGAUCGAUCGCAGAUUGCCACCAUCGCUCUUGCUGCGCACAAGGAUCCCUGGGGAGUAACGAUCGGCGGAACAUUGGGGCAUGCUAUCUGCACAGGGCUCGCUGUUCUUGGAGGGAGGAUGCUCGCCUCACGAAUCUCAGAGAAGACCGUCGCGCUGUCCGGCGGAACUCUCUUCUUAUUAUUUGCCAUCCAUGGAAUCCUGCAGGUAUGGGUUCCGGGAUGUCACUUCGGUGGUUGGAUAUGCCUUUAG
Guillardia theta CCMP2712 is the source of this 807-nucleotide messenger RNA. RefSeq lists its product as hypothetical. Gene Ontology annotation, cellular component: Golgi apparatus. The record is from RefSeq and is a predicted model, not a curated record. Gene Ontology annotation, molecular function: calcium ion transmembrane transporter activity; manganese ion transmembrane transporter activity. NCBI's taxonomy places the organism in Eukaryota, Cryptophyceae, Pyrenomonadales, Geminigeraceae. Gene Ontology annotation, biological process: manganese ion transmembrane transport; Golgi calcium ion transport; calcium ion transmembrane transport. The coding region runs from base 1 to 807 and encodes 268 amino acids. The transcript is spliced from 8 exons.